Messenger RNA from Lodderomyces elongisporus, 1458 nucleotides. RefSeq names its product glucan exo-1,3-beta-glucosidase (gene EXG2). Gene Ontology annotation, molecular function: glucan exo-1,3-beta-glucosidase activity. Gene Ontology annotation, biological process: glucan catabolic process. The record is from RefSeq and is a predicted model, not a curated record. Lineage: Eukaryota; Fungi; Ascomycota; Pichiomycetes; Serinales; Debaryomycetaceae. Bases 1 to 1458 code for a protein of 485 amino acids. Gene Ontology annotation, cellular component: extracellular region; cell surface. The transcript has a single exon.
AUGGUUCUAAAUAACUACUUUCUUUGGCUUACAUUGGCAUUCGUUCUCACGGUCUCCGAUGCUGCAGAAAGCACACCUGCCACAAACACAACCGAUUUCCAAUACAAGGGUAUUAGCAUAGGUGGGUGGUUAGUUUUAGAACCAUACAUCACUCCGUCAUUGUUCAACAAAACACUUAAUGAGAAUGAAACAUCAAGUGAGAUACCCGUAGAUGAGUAUCAUUUUUGUGAGAAAUUGGGCAAGAAGGAAGCUAGCAAAAGACUUGAAGAACAUUGGCUGACUUUUUAUAACGAGACCGAUUUCCAAGAGAUUAGACAACACGGGUUGAAUAUGGUGCGCUUGCCCAUUGGCUAUUGGGCAUUUGAGCCCAUGGACGAUGACCCAUAUGUCAUGGGCGCACAAGAUUACCUCGAUAAAGCAAUUGAGUGGAGUGCUGAAAACGAUUUAAAAGUCUUGAUUGAUUUGCAUGGUGCACCCAAUAGUCAAAAUGGGUUCGAUAAUUCAGGAUUGAGAAACAUUGGAUAUCCCGGAUGGCAAAAUAAGACAGAAUACGUUGAUCACACAAUCAAAGUGUUACAGCAAGUAUAUGCAAAGUAUGGCGGUGAAAAUUACAGUGAUGUAGUGAUUGGGAUCGAGGUCUUGAAUGAGCCUUUCGGACCAAAGUUGGAUAUGACAGAUUUAAAAAAGUUCUACAUCGAUACUUAUAGAGAUGCAAGAGAGAUUCAAACAGUGAAUAAUUCCAUCUUUUUCCACGAUGCUUUUCAAAGUAUAAGUUACUGGGAUGAUUUUUUAACAAAGGGUUCGGUAAAGUACCAAAACCACACCAACAGCACCAACGGCACCAACAGCACCAACCACACCAACAGCACCAACGGCACCCGUAUCGACAAGGUUGAGUUUAACAACAUCUAUAUAGAUCACCAUCAUUAUGAAGUAUUCGGAAACGUUGUUGCUGAUAACGUCACUCAACAUCUCAACAAUAUUGUCAACUACUCUAAAGACAUUGCAAAAGAAAAGCAUAGGGCCAUUGUAGGAGAAUGGUCGGCCGCAUUGACUGAUUGCUCACCUUGGCUCAAUGGUGUAGGGUUGGGCUCACGGUAUGAAGGGACAGAUCCAUAUGAUAAUGAUCGAGUUGGAAAUUGCAAUAUAAUCAAUCGCUCUGGUAAAAAAUGGACAAAAGAGCAGAAGAAAGAUCAUCGAAGAUUUGUUGAAAUGCAAUUGUAUCAAUAUUCUCAAAAUACGAAUGGCUGGAUAUUCUGGUGUUGGAAAACCGAAGGCGGGGCAAUUGAGUGGGAUUUUAGACAACUAGCUGAUUUAGAGAUCAUCCCUCAACCAUUGGAUAACUACAAAUAUGUCAAAAAUGGAGUUGAUAUUAGUGCUGCUGCAAGGGUAUAUAUGAGCAGUCCCUAUCUGCUCAUGACAUUUUGUUUGCUAACAACAUUAAUGGUAUUUUACUAG